AUGGUUGAUGUCACCGUUCCUCCCGAGAUACCACUGAAGAUACUCAAUGUCUUCACUGACCAAGAUGGUGACAUUCGAGUUAAGGAGGACAACUUGCGAGAAGUGCUUAGUCGCUUUCGCAACUACAGCCGUGACAUCACAGUUCAGGUGCUGAGUACGCUGCGUGGCGAGCUGGCGGACCAGGUGGGUGCUGUCAAGGACAAUGCAGAGCUGGCUCGGGCGCAGCUGGCCGAGGACUUGACCAGCGACCUUGCCAGCAAAGACGUUCUGGCCGAGGUUGAGGAGCUGGCACGCGGUGCCCAUGCCAAAGCAGACAUGCUCGGCGUGCAGCUCAAAUCCUUGGACGGCAGGCUCAGGCAAAUGGCUGCUGUCUCGCAGGCGAACUCUGCGUCUGCAUCCGCGGAUGACCUGGCAAUGACAGCUCCGGCCGUCAUGAGCUCGGCGUCGUUGCAAGUGGAGCCGACGCCCAGCGAAACUUUUCGUGCGAUGCCAACUCGUGGUUCGACCUUCUCGCCCAAGUCCGAUUCCGAUUCCGUAACCCGGUCCUUCACAUCUCGCUCCAAUGCGCAAGCGCAGCAAGUGGAGCCAGCGCCAUCCACCAGAGAUGUUGAACAUAUGCUGUCUUCUCAGGAGGCUCUCUGGAAAGAGGCUGUGGCCAAAGUGAAGGAGGAGGUUGCAGACCUUGCCGCCAAGCAGGAGGAGCUGGAGAAAUCCUUGCAAGCCUCGGCCAGUAGCUCUGAUCUGGAGGCCUCUGUGCAGGCUUUACGUGAAGCCCAGACAGCUGCGGAGCAGCAAAUGCGGCUGGAUGUCAAACAGGACUUGCUGGAGCUCCGGCAGCUUGCCAAACAGGCCAGCGAGGAUGACUCGGCUGCCAUGACCAGCAACAGCCAAAGAUAUGAGCCGCAAAGUCACUGGGCUGCGGAACGGUGGGAAGAUGUGUGA
Symbiodinium natans is the source of this 942-nucleotide messenger RNA. The record is from the annotation of a GenBank genome assembly. Lineage: Eukaryota; Dinophyceae; Suessiales; Symbiodiniaceae.